Molecule: messenger RNA, 447 nt
Organism: Didymosphaeria variabile
Lineage: Eukaryota; Fungi; Ascomycota; Dothideomycetes; Pleosporales; Didymosphaeriaceae
Product: [Pyruvate dehydrogenase (acetyl-transferring)] kinase isozyme 2
Exons: 2
Coding region: 1-447 (148 amino acids)
Source: RefSeq, a predicted model, not a curated record
AUGCUGAACCAGAACCAGCAUUUUACGGAUGCGCAACGCUCGCAGCAAGCGCGCGGCAAAUCAUACGCAUCCAGCACGGCCGGCGAGCCCUAUGAAGCACGGCAGAAGCGCGAGCAGGCCGCGCAAAUUCUGGGGAGCUUGGAGUUGCUUGUUUGGCACUCAAAUGCGAGGAAUGAGAGCGUUGCGCAAAGCCGCCAGCACUUCCAGAACAUCAUGCUCGGCCUCCCGGACGAUGAGCCCAUCUAUAAAGAAGAGUACGAAGUACCCCCCGAGCAACGUGUGAAACGCAACGAGGCCGGUGAGAUCGUCCACGGCAGCCCUGCGAGAGGUAGUCCAGCGAGGAGCGCGAAGGGCAAGGAGAAAGAGAAGGGAAAGAGGAAGUCAGGUUUGUGGAAUGACGGUCACCCAUUAGCUGGAAGAUAUGGUGUACCGGAGAGGGACGAGUGA